AUGGAGUUGGUACGGGUGCAGCUAGGGUUUCAGAACAUGUUUGUGGUGGAUGCAAGUGGGCAUAAGGGAGGUUUGGCUAUGUUAUGGCAGGACUCUAUGGAGCUGGUAAUUACGGGCUUUUUGAAAAACCAUGUGGACUCAACUGUGAUCUUGGAUAUUGGUAGUCCACAAUGGCGAUUUACAGGCUACUAUGGCUAUCCGGAAAGAGCUCGUCGAAGGGAAUCAUGGCAAUUACUACGUACUUUGUCAGGCCAAACUGUCACUGAUUGUGGGUUUCAAGACUUUGGGUUUAUGGGAAACCAAUUUACCUGGGAAAAGUCAAGAGGAACUCCAGAUAUGAUAGAGGAGAAAUUAGAUCGGAUCCUUACUACAGACUCGUGGCUCACGUUGUUUGAAGGUGCAAAGGCCUGUUCUUUGACUUGCCCCUACAGUGACCACUUGCCGUUAAUCCUUAUGCCUGUGGUGAUUCCGAUGGGUAUUUGUCAUCGGAGAUUCUAUUUUGACAAUGCAAGGAUCCGCGAGGACAAAUGCAGGGAGAUCAUAUCUAAUAGAUGGAGCUGGACAAUAGGCCAAGAUGUUCUCGAUCAUAUUGCUGUGUGUGGAAUUGAUCUAGGCAGGUGGGGGAAGAACUACAAUAAAGAAUAUCAGCGGAAAAUUGAUGUGUGUAAGUCCCGACUUGAACACCUCUGUAUGCGGCGUGACGACACGGGUUUUGUUGAAUAUGCUAGAACAGAAAAUGAGCUCAUAUUUUUGUUUAACCAACAGCACACAUACUGGAAGCAAAGAGCUAAGGAGCACUGGAAUAAGGAUGGGGACCUUAACACGAAAUUGCUUCGGCCUAUGAGUGCGGAAGAGGUGCGUCGGGCGGUCUUCCAAAUGCAUCCUGAUAAAUCACCCAGGCCUGACGGAUUGGGGUCGGGGUUUUUCAAGCACUUUUGGGACAUUGUCGGAAAUGAUGUGACGAUGUUAUGUCGAAACUUCCUUCAUACCGCAAAACUGCCAACAAAUGCUAAUGAUACAUUCAUAGUGCUAAUUCCGAAAAAGCCUAAUCCAGACUCAAUGAAAGAUCUCCGACCAAUUGUGCUUUGUAAUGUGAUAUACAAAAUUGUGUCGAAGAGUGCAUUUGGACUGGGCCGGCUCAUUUCGGACAAUAUCAUGUUGGCUUACGAGGGACAUCAUUAUUUGAAGCGUAAAACUCAGGGCAGGGAAGAGGUUGUGGCAUUGAAAAUUGACAUGAGCAAGGCUUACGACCGUGUUGAGUGGCAAUUUUUAAAAGGUGUGAUGUUAAGGAUGGGUUUUCACCAACGAUGGAUUGCGAUCAUGAUGGAAACUUUGGUUUCAGUUAAUGAAAACUUAGACUACCUCAAUCAAGGUCUAAGAGAUUUGAAAGAGUCUCCUAAUGAUUAA
Molecule: messenger RNA, 1407 nt
Organism: Ipomoea triloba (trilobed morning glory)
Lineage: Eukaryota; Viridiplantae; Streptophyta; Magnoliopsida; Solanales; Convolvulaceae
Exons: 4
Coding region: 1-1407 (468 amino acids)
Source: RefSeq, a predicted model, not a curated record